UGCACGGCCUCACACCGACAGAGGAGCUGGCUUGCGGCUGCACGAGUCCGCAUCUGGAGAAGAUAGGAAGCCCAUUUUGGCAUCUGGAUAACUGGCUGUCUCUGUUUGCCUCCCGGUUUAAGGGCGAGUAGAUCUAACCCGGACUCAGGUGAUGACUCACCUCUGGAUUCUCCUCUCAGCCCUGCUGCUGGUUUUGACUGUGGCCGAACCUCUGAACAGCCUGGAGGAAAAUGAGAAUCAGGUGACCGAGAAUGCCAUCGGGAAUCUCAGUGAAUCUACACUGAACCACACACCUACCACAUCAGCUCCCUUGACUACCACAGUUUCCCUGAGCUCCAGUCCUGCUCCUCGGUGUCCAGGUGACCAUGGGAUACUGGAGAACAGCACAGGCUGUGGCUGUCCAUCUGGCAUGGUGAAGGAUGGUGACAACUGUACCUGCCCAGUGGGCUUUACUCUGGAGGGAGCUGCAGGGUGCAAAGAUGUUGAUGAGUGUGAAGGACAGGGGCCAGGACGAUGUGGUCUCCAUGCCAGCUGCAGUAAUACCCCCGGCUCUUACUUGUGUAGCUGUCUCCGUGGUUACCUGAUGGGUGCUGGAGGGUGCCAGGAUUUAGAUGAGUGUGCUCUGGCUGCAGUGACGGGCCUGCAGGCCUGUCAGGGUGAUGCUGAAUGCAGAAACACCCCUGGCUCCUUCACCUGCUCGUGUCCUUUGGGAUAUGUAAUGGCUCUAAAUGGACAAAGCUGUGUAGAUGUGGAUGAGUGCAGCUUUGAGGAGCAGUGUCGCCGUGAGCUGGGAAACGUGUGUGUGAACACUCCUGGAAGCUUUGUGUGCCAGUGCCAGCCAGGCUUCAGAGCAGAGGCCCUCGCCUGUGUUGGUCCUGUGUGUCCAGACUACACCGUAUGUCAAGAUGUGGAUGAAUGUGCGGAGAGUCCUGCGGUGUGUGAUGGUCAGGGUGUGUGUGAGAACACGCUUGGGAGCUACAAGUGUAUUUGUCGACCAGGUUACCGGGGAAACGGCACACACUGCGAAGAUGAGAAUGAGUGUGCUUCAGGUGGUCACGGGUGUGACACCAACGCUCGUUGUGGCAACAUCAUUGGCUCUUAUUUCUGCCAGUGCUACCAGGGCUUCAAUGGAGAUGGACACUCUUGUUUUGACAUUGAUGAGUGUGCUGUGAACAAAGGCCACUGUGAACACAACUGCUCCAAUGAACUGGGAGGGUACAGCUGCCAGUGUGCCUCAGGCUACCAGCUGGACAAAGAUGGACACAACUGCACAGAUGUGGAUGAGUGUUUGGCACUGAAUGGGACCUGUGAGCACAUUUGCGUGAACACUCAGGGAUCUUUCCGGUGCUCCUGCAGGCCCGGCUACCAGCUGCACAUUGAUGUCCACACCUGUGUUGACAUUGAUGAAUGUAAACUCCAGAAUGGUGGCUGCUCUCACACCUGCAGCAACUCUCCAGGAGGACACACUUGCCACUGCCCUCCUCCUCUGCUGCUCGACACAGACAACCUCAGCUGCAGCAAUGUUACAUCUUGCAAGCUGAGAAAUGGUGGGUGCGAUCACAUAUGUACUGUGAGGGCUGAGGGCCAGGUCCAGUGUAGCUGUCGAGCAGGCUGGAAGUUGGACAAGGACCUGAGGAGCUGCGUGGAUGUGAAUGAGUGCGGGGACUUCACAAACGGAGGCUGUGAGCAGCUCUGCGUGAACCAUCCUGGUGGGUUUAAGUGCACCUGUGGGGAAGGUUAUAAAGUACGAACCGAUGACCUCACCAAGUGCCAGCCUGUGUGUGACCCUCCUUGUCAGAACUAUGGAGUAUGUGUGGCCCCAAACAGCUGUGACUGCCCUCCAGGCUAUCCUGGACUAGGCUGCUCAGCCAUGUGCUCCCCGCCCUGUGCUCACGGAGGUAGCUGUAUGCGCUGGAACAAGUGUCUGUGUCCUCCUGGCUGGACCGGAGCGGGCUGUCACACAGCGGUGUGUGAGUUGCCCUGUGCUAACGGUGGUCGCUGUGUAGGGCCUGAUACCUGCCAGUGCCCCUCUGACUACACAGGUCCCCAAUGCCUCUUGCCCCUGUGCACUCCUGCCUGUCAAAACGGGGGAAGAUGUGCGGAUGUCAACAAAUGCACAUGUGUUGGUGGAUGGCAAGGAGCUCGUUGCCAGAUAGAGCCUGUUCAGUGUUACAUACCUUGCAAGAGUGGUGGAGUGUGUGUGGGCCUCAACAGGUGCCGCUGUGCCAAAGGAUUUACUGGAAGUCUUUGUGAAACGGCGGUCACCACCCCCUGUGUACCGCCCUGCCAACACGGGGCUGCCUGCGGUCCUCACAACACCUGUAUCUGUCCAGAGGGCACUGCAGGCCUGCGCUGUGAGAGACUGACGUGCCCUGUGGUCACCACGGUGGUCAGUAUGGCUCGAGCCGUAAGGAAGGCAUUCAGGGAGAGUUAUGUGGACCGUUGUGGAGCCCUGGGAGUUCAACUUUGCACUAAAUACAGGAUGAACCAGGCACGUGUGUACCUGCAGGCCUACAGGGUGGGCUACAAAAUCCAGUGUCCAGAGAAGAAGGGCAGAUGAGUUCCUUUUACGAAGCAACACAUAGGAACUGUAAUGUGACGAGCUAUAAACCUCAAAAUUUAAUGUAACUCAGUGAGUGUUGUGGCUUCUCCGAGGGCAGUUUCACCCUUAAAUCAAGCCUCUCUGUUGAAAUAGAUAUAAAGGGGACAUGACUGUAUUAUAAAGGCUGUUUAUUUGAUCAGUGAUGUAUGUUGACAAUUAUCUUUAAAUCAGUUUGUUUUAUAUACAAUCAUAUUUUACAUUCCACAAGAAAUAUUCCUCAGCAUAUGAAAUGUACAAUGGUUUCAUUAUUUUUCAUGUUUGUAUGUGGCAGCUAAAGUUUAUUAAAUGUUACAUUUUUUUUG
Messenger RNA from Micropterus dolomieu (smallmouth bass), 2904 nucleotides. RefSeq names its product fibrillin-2. The transcript is spliced from 23 exons. Bases 152 to 2560 code for a protein of 802 amino acids. NCBI's taxonomy places the organism in Eukaryota, Metazoa, Chordata, Actinopteri, Centrarchiformes, Centrarchidae. The record is from RefSeq and is a predicted model, not a curated record. Gene Ontology annotation, molecular function: calcium ion binding.